Molecule: messenger RNA, 4530 nt
Organism: Drosophila innubila
Lineage: Eukaryota; Metazoa; Arthropoda; Insecta; Diptera; Drosophilidae
Product: multidrug resistance-associated protein 4-like
Exons: 6
Coding region: 97-4221 (1374 amino acids)
Biological process (GO): transmembrane transport
Cellular component (GO): membrane
Molecular function (GO): ABC-type transporter activity; ATP hydrolysis activity; ATP binding
Source: RefSeq, a predicted model, not a curated record
GGCCGGGUAAUUGUUUGAAAAUGAGAGAGCAUUCGUUUCAAAGCGCGUUAAGCGAUCGGAGGUAGACGCGGAAAACGCUGUUCCAAAGUAUUUAUAAUGGACAGCAGCAAGAAACCGGAACGAAAAAAUCCAUGUCAGCAAGCGAAUUUGUUGUCCUAUUUCAUAUUUGCCUGGGCUGUGCCCUUUCUAUAUCAUGGAUCGCGCAAGGGAUUGACAACAGAUGACAUAACAGAAUGCCUGAAAGCAGAUCAGUCGGAGCAGCUCGGCAAUCGUCUGGAAAAGGAAUGGCAAAAGGAGCUGGAGAGGGCUCGGAAAAAGUCUCGUAAGCCUCAUCUACGGCGUGCGCUGCUCAGUUGCUUCUGGAGCCCCUUUAUCAUCAAUGGGGCUUUAUGCUUUAUAUAUAUUGCCCUCAAAAUGCUAAUAGCCGCUAUUUUGGCUCAGCUGUUGCUGCAGUUGCGACAUGUGGAUUCAGUGGCCGGCACAGCCAAUUCAUCUAUAAUCCUUGCAGGCAACUCCUCCGACUCAGUCACAAAUAGCAGCACUUGGAAUGAGGUGGCCAAGUCAGCGAUAUAUGUUUGGAAUGAUGCAUACUAUCUGGGUGGAAUGUUGGUGGGCAUCAACUUUGUGGCAUGCUUUCUGUGGCACCAUCUGUAUCUGCGUCAACGCAUGAUGGGAGCUCGUAUGAGGAUCGCCUGCUGCUCGUUGGUCUAUCGGAAGACCCUUCGGCUGUCCAUGAAAUCGGUGGGAUCCACUCCGCCUGGACAUCUGAUAAAUCUCAUUUCUAACGAUGUCAGUCGACUCGAUUAUGCAUUGGUGUUUACGCAUUACAUCUGGAUAUUGCCCAUCCAUUCGGUGAUCACCUGCUACAUCAUAUGGCAGCAGAUUGGAAUCCCAGCUCUGGUGGGAGUCCUGGGACUCCUGCUGAAAACGGUGCCCGUUCAGACAGCUUUAAGCAAACUGACCUCAGUGCUCCGUCGAAAGAUUGCGGAACGCACAGAUGUUCGAGUUGGAAUCAUGAAUGAACUGAUGCAGGGCAUCCAGGUCAUCAAGAUGUACGCGUGGGAGAACUCUUUCGAGACUGUUGUGGCCGAUGCCAGGCACAGUGAGAUCCAACAGCUUCGAUAUGCCAACUACUUGUAUGGAUUCCAGCGCACUACCAGAUUCUUUAUCCAGCGCACCACAUUGUUCAUCACUCUGGCGGCAGCCGCUCUCCUUGGACAGAGCAUCACUGCCGACUUCGUCUUUUCCGUCGUCAUAUACUACAAUAUCCUGCAGCUUGUGGCAGCUGUUUAUUAUCCCCUCGCCGUCAACUUGGCUGCCGAGGCAUUGGUCUCGCUCCGACGCGUUCAGACUUUUCUCCUGCAAGAGGAUCGUGCCAAGAAGGUGGAUAGCCUAAAGCAAGGAAAGCAGCAGGACGCUGAGGAUCAAAGAGCCAUUAUCCUGAAGGACAUCACGGCCAGUUGGGAGAAGGAGAAACCUCAACACACAUUGCAGCAUUUGAAUCUGAAGAUUCUGAAGGGACAGCUGUGCGCCAUCAUUGGUCCAGUUGGAUCCGGCAAGAGUUCAUUCCUGCAGUUGCUGCUGGGUGAACUUCCAAUUGUUGAUGGCAGAGUUAUCAUGCAGGACGAGCUCUCCUAUGCAGCGCAGGAACCUUGGCUCUUCACUGGCACCGUCAGGAAUAACAUUCUCUUUGGCGAACUGUACGAUCACCAGCGAUACCAAGACGUAACCAGAGCCUGCGCUCUCGCCACGGACUUUCAACAGAUGAGCAAUGGUGACAACACUAUUCUAGGUGAUCGAGGAGCAUCCCUCUCCGGAGGUCAACGUGCUCGUAUCAGCCUGGCUCGGGCUGUCUACAAACCUGCAUCCAUUUACCUGCUGGACGAUCCUCUAAGCGCGGUAGAUGCUCAUGUCGGUCGACAUCUCUUUGACGAGGUCAUUGGACCACGGGGACGUCUGGCAAAGCAGAAGGCAACCCGAGUUCUGGUCACACAUCAAGUGCACUUUCUUUCUGAAGCCGACUGGAUUGUGAUUGUGGAUCAUGGUCGAAUCUUGAUGCAGGGCACGUACCAAGAUAUCAUCAAUAGCGAUCUGGAUUUUGCCAAGUUGUUGGAUUGUCCCACUGAAGUGACAACUGUGCAAGGUGAUAAACAAUUGAAGCCGCAGGCUCCGCUUUGUGAGCCUGAAGAUCUCGACGAUGAGGUAGAUAUUGAUAUAGAGUCCGAAGGUUUGCAGCCCUUGAGAAAGCAGAGCAGCGUUGCUCAGGGCAACAAAGCGCAGAUCCCCGAUCAGCCGAAGGUUGUCCAAAAGGAUAACAGUUUGGCAGAGACUCAGGCAACGGGAGGCAUCUCCUCUCGAGUGUGGUACGAAUACUUCAGUGCGGGCAGCACCCUGCUCAGCUUCAGCUUCAUGGUGUGCAUCAUGCUGCUGUCCCAGGUGGUGUGCAGCAGUUCGGACUACUUUGCGAACUUUUGGACACAGCAGGAGCACCUGAGAUUUCAGGGAGAGCCCACCAGGUUCAGCACCUAUGAGUGCAUGUACAUUUUUGGUGGUCUCAUCGUUGGAGUUGUGAUCAUGACAACCUUCCGAGGAUUUCUCUUCCUUAAGACAUGCAUGAAUGCCUCGAAAGUGUUGCACGAUCGAAUGUUCAAUUGUAUUUUGCACGCGAGCAUGAGAUUCUUCCACAACAACAACUCUGGACGGAUUCUGAAUCGAUUCUCUAAGGAUAUUGGCACCAUGGAUGAAUGGUUGCCCAGAAACAUGCUGGAGUUUGUUCAACAUGGUCUGGUCAUAGCUGGCAUAUUGGCUGUCAUUUUGGUGGUUAAUCCCGUGCUCUUUCCCGCCGUGGUUAUUGUGGCUAUCAUCGAUUUGCUUGUACUAAAACUGUACAUGCGGCCCUCGCAGGAUCUGAAACGCAUGGAGGGAAUUUGCCGCAGUCCGGUCUAUUCGCACCUGACCUCCACCUUGACCGGGAUAUCGAUCAUUCGCUCACGUCAGAUGCAGAAAGUGGCUGCCAAGGAGUUCGAUCUUCUCCAGGAUGUGCAUAGCAGUGUCUGGCAGCUGGCGGAAGCCACAAACACGGCUCUUGGUCUCUGGGUGGAUGCCAUUAACUGUCUCUUCCUCACGGCAGUCACAUUCAGCUUCAUCGUCUCCAGCGAGGUUACUUACAGCGGCAAUGUUGGCCUGGCCAUCUCUCAAGCCAUCCUGCUCACCGGCAUGGUGCAAUAUUGCGUCCGUCAGGUGGCCGAGUCCCUGCAGCAAAUGACAAGCGUAGAACGUGUCCUGGAGUACACGGAACUGGAGCAAGAGUCCGAUGUCUGUGACAGCCCAGAACUCCCGCAAAAUUGGCCACCAAACGGAAAGCUGGAAUUCCGUGACAUGAGCUUGCGCUACGAUCCCAAUGGAUCAGCCGUCCUCAAGCAUCUCAGCUUGACCAUUGAGCCAGGCUGGAAGGUGGGCAUUGUGGGUCGCACAGGAGCCGGCAAAUCCUCUCUGAUUGGAGCACUCUUUCGCCUGGCAUACAUUGAGGGAGGCAUCUACAUUGAUGGCAUCGAGACGGGCAGCAUUUCACUGGAAACUCUGCGCACUCGCAUCUCCAUCAUUCCACAGGAUCCUGUGCUCUUCUCGGCCACCAUUAGAUACAACCUUGAUCCCUUCGAGCGCUACAGCGAUGCGGAAUUGUGGCGAUCUCUCGAGGAUGUCGAGCUACGAUCGGCCAUUCCUGGUCUGGACUUUAUGGUAACAGAGCGAGGCAGCAACUUCAGUGUGGGACAGCGACAGCUCCUCUGUCUGGCACGUGCAAUCCUUCGCAACAACAAGGUCCUGGUUCUUGACGAAGCCACAGCCAAUGUGGAUCUACUCACUGAUUUCCUGAUUCAGCGCACAAUUCGGGAAAAGUUCCAUCAUUGCACAGUGGUCACUGUAGCUCAUAGAUUGCAUACCGUUAUGGAUUCAGAUCGCAUCAUUGUCAUGGAUGCCGGUAAUGCAGUGGAAUUCGAUAUACCCCAUUUGUUGCUAAGGCAUGCCCAGGGAACACUACGACAGAUGGUAGAGGCGACAGGAGGAGAGUCGGAUGCACUCAAGAAGGUGGCCAGUGACUCGUUUGUGCGGAUGCAACAGCCUCGGGAACACCAAAAGACAGAUGAGAAGCAGUUGCUAAGGUUGCUGGAACGCAGCACAGGGAUUCUCAUAGAGAAACGUUCUCGAUCGUCACAAUCUUAAUUUCAAGAAGAUAAUAUUAUACUUUUUUUUGAACUUUUUUUUUUAUUUUUUUUUUUAAAUUUUUUUGAACUUUUUUUUUGUUUUUUUUCCUAGGUGUGGUAAUGUACUUUUAAUAAACUAAUCUAAUAACUAAUGAUAGUUUUACAGUUUCUAAAUAAGACUAAUUGGAAGUGAGGACUAAUUGAGAAAGCGUUUGAUAGCCUCGUUCUACAACAUAAAAUAUAACCUUUUUUCUUUAGUUUUACACGUUUUUAAAAAUUUGUGCUUGUUGGGAGUUUGUAAUACAUUCUGAACAAUGGAAACACAUGA